Molecule: messenger RNA, 783 nt
Organism: Lucilia cuprina (Australian sheep blowfly)
Lineage: Eukaryota; Metazoa; Arthropoda; Insecta; Diptera; Calliphoridae
Exons: 5
Coding region: 1-783 (260 amino acids)
Source: RefSeq, a predicted model, not a curated record
AUGGUUCGCAUUUAUCGCAGUGACACCAAACGCAGCGCCGCCGCCUCUGAUUCUAAGCUGGAGGCUCCGCCCAAAGAGGAUAAUGGAAAGGCCGACGAUCCCGCUGGUUCUGACAACCAAGAAGACUCCCAGUCUACCACAGACUGUUGCGAUGAAAAGAAGGAGGUAACGGAAAAUUAUGAUGAUGAUAAUCAAACGGUGGUUGCCGUUGAAGAAGAUUAUCUGCAAGAGGAAGAUACUGAUCCUAAACAACAAAUUGAAGAGAGUUGUCAAAAUGAGGAUGAAGAAGAGAUUGAUUGUCCUACUUUGGCGGAGGCUCGUUUUCGGACGCUUGAAUCGACCUACUUUGGUGAUCUAACCGAAUUGUCAAAUAUUAAAUUAGAACGUCUUCUAGAGUUCAUUAAUUUGUCAAAUCGGCGAAAUAUUUCAAUUUUGGAUAAGUCUUCAAAACAUGAAGUAACGACAAUAUCAAAGUUGAGUACUACUGAACAUGAUAACAUUAAAUCAAAAUUUAAGGAACUUAUGGAUUCAUCAAAUGAGAAGGAAACAAAUUUAAGUAUUAAUAAUACAACAAAUAAUACUCCACAAACUAACUUAUCAUUAAAAGAAAAAGUCAACAAAAGCUUAAAUAAAGUGAACGUAGAACGUAAUGCUCAAGUUAUCACCAAAGAAUCAGGAAGUGAUAGAAAAGAUUUAAAUCAAGAAUUGGAGAAUAACAGGAACGAUUCUGUUUUAUCGACCACACAUAAUAUUUUGGAAAACUCACGUUCAGAUAUUAAAUAA